AUGGAAAUCGUUACCCUAAAAAAUAGAAAUAUAAUGUCUAUACCCGAAUCUCUUAUUCGAGAGAUAGGUUGUUUCGUUAGAUAUUUAUACUUGGACAAUAACAUCAUACGGACACUACCCGAUGAAUUAUUUACUGGUUGUACAAAUCUUAUGUGGUUAGAUUUACGAUGCAACAGAAUACGUCGAUUACCAGAUGGUAUUCAGGGUCAUAAAAAUUUACAGGUAUUGCUUUUGGGAAAAAAUGAUUUAAAGCGAUUGCCUUUAACGCUGGGAUCAUUACCGAAACUUCGAGAAUUACACGUUGCUGGAAAUCCACUUGAUUGCCUUACUAGGGACAUGGUGAAAAAAGGUUCUAAAUAUUUAAUAAGUUUUUUGCAAGAAAAAUGGAAAAGUGAUCAAAAUAUUAUGGAAACAAUUCAACAAAAUAAUGAUCAAUUAAACGUAGUAAAAAAAAUAGAUGAAAAAAUUCUUAAAAAAAACAAAAAAUUUAAAAAAAUUACGGAUACAUCAAAAAUGCAGUUGAUGGAAAGAUAUAGUUGGCCAAUGAUAUUUCUUACUAAUUGGAGCAGCGACCGUUUAGUUACUGAUCGUGAUAUUAGGAUGAAAGAACUAGAGAGACUUUACUUAGAAAAACAAAAAGUAAUAUUAGAAAAACAAGAACGAAUUUUACAAUCCUACAAAGAUGAAGAAACGUUGAAAAUAUGGAGAGCUAAAGCAAAACAAUUGCAAUAUUUUGAAAAUUCAUCCAAAUUAAACAACUGUGAGUCCCUAUACCUUAUUAAAGCCCAAGGCUACGUUUUGGAAAGUGUGGAAAAUAUAAAUUAUAAGAAUGCUGUAAAACACACAGUAAUCAAACCGUUUGAUUUUGACUUGGAAAUGUCAGACAUUUACAAAAUGCUUGUAAGUUUAACAUCAAAUAAUGUAGARAAUACAAAUAGCAAUAAAAAGAAUGAUCCAAAAAUAUCAAGUAUUGAUUGGGAAAUUCAAAAGUUGCAUGAUAUACAAAAAAGAAUUUCACAGUUGAAAAUGCACAUGAUCUAAUAAAAGAAGCCAAGAAUGAGAAGAAAUAACUUCAAUACCAAUUAAAAUAAAAUAAUUUUUUAUUUAUUUUACAUUUUUUACAAUAACCUUGUAUCAGUUAUUAAUUUAUAGAUUUCUAACUGAUCGUAGAUACAAAUAGACUUAAAUAUUUUGCGAAACUUUAAACCAGGAAAAUAUACACCAUAAGGAUUGUACAUUUGUUAUUGCUAUUAGGUUCAUUUACUCUAUAUGUGUUUAAAUAUCACUUAAAUAAAAUCAAUUCACAACACUCAAUUUUAA
This is a messenger RNA of Diuraphis noxia (Russian wheat aphid), 1320 nucleotides long. RefSeq lists its product as uncharacterized. NCBI's taxonomy places the organism in Eukaryota, Metazoa, Arthropoda, Insecta, Hemiptera, Aphididae. Gene Ontology annotation, cellular component: cytoplasm. The record is from RefSeq and is a predicted model, not a curated record. Gene Ontology annotation, molecular function: protein binding.